This is a messenger RNA of Tetrahymena thermophila SB210, 777 nucleotides long. Its product is annotated as D-alanyl-D-alanine carboxypeptidase. The transcript has a single exon. Gene Ontology annotation, biological process: proteolysis. Gene Ontology annotation, molecular function: peptidase activity. Lineage: Eukaryota; Ciliophora; Oligohymenophorea; Hymenostomatida; Tetrahymenidae. The record is from RefSeq and is a predicted model, not a curated record.
AUGAUGUAAAAAUAAUUGGUAUUUUUCGUUUUAUUAGCUUUUCUUAUUUAGAUAAGUUUCGCAUUUACCUAAAAUAACUCAACUUAGGAACCUAUUAAAAAGGAUUGGGUUUUAGGUAUGUAUGAGCCUUAAGAUUUCUCUGCAUUCAAGAAUGUACCCUAGAAUUUAACAUACUAAGAACCAGGAAAGUUAUAUAUGCUUCAUUAAGAUGCAUUACAUGCUUUCGAGAGGAUGCAUAUAGAAGCUAAGAAAGAUAAUAUAACCCUGAUAUUAAUAAGUGCUUUAAGAAAUUUUUCAUACCAAAAACGAAUUUGGUAAACCAAAUUUUAGCAGUUAAAAAACGGAGAUCCUCUUAAAACAGAUGAAUAAAUUGCUCUAGAAAUUAUGAAAUAUUCUGCUAUGCCUACAACCAGUAGACAUCAUUGGGGUACUGAUAUGGAUAUAAAUAGUGUGGAACCUGAGUAUUUCGAAUCAGGAUAAGGUUUAAUAGAGUAUAACUGGCUAAAAAAAAAUGCUAAAAGAUUUGGAUUUUGUUAACCUUAUAGUCCUAAAAAUGAUGGAUCUAGAGAUAGAGGUUAUAAUCUUGAAUAAUGGCACUGGAGUUACAUGCCUAUUUCUUAGUAAUUACUCUAAUACUAUAAAGAUAAUAUAAGUUAUGAUGAUAUUCAAGGUUUCUCUGGUUCAUAAGAUGCUUCCAAGAUUCGUUCCAUCCAAGACUACGUAUUAUCUAUUAAUAAAGAGUGCUUAAACUGGAAAUAAAGUCAUGAAUCUUAUUGA